AUGAUCCAACCUACAUCUCCAACACCAAAUCACCUCAAAAACUUUAAUCAUUGUCUCUUGGAUCAGCUCAUUCCAGCUCCCUAUGCACCUAUUAUACUCUUCUAUCCCAAUCUUGGCGAUAUUAAAGUUCACGAAAAAUCAGCAUUGUUAAAGAAAUCACUAGUUGAUACUUUGUCUCGCUUUUAUCCACUAGCAGGGAGGUUUAAAGAUGAACUCUCCAUCGAUUGCAACGAUCAAGGAGUUAAUUAUGUUACAACUAAGGUUAAUUGCCAUCUAAUCGCGUUUCUAAACGAACCAAACCUCGAAUCAAUUGGUCAAUUUCUUCCUUGUCAACCUCCUUUUAAGGUAUUAGCUGCAGGGGAUUAUGUAACUAACAUUCAAAUUAAUGUUUAUGAAUGUGGUGGAAUUGCAAUUGGUUUAUGUAUAGCACAUAAGAUUCUUGAUGGAGUAGGGCUAAGUACAUUUCUCAAAUAUUGGGCUGGAUUAGCCUGCAGUUCAAAUGAAGUACAAUGUCCUAAUUUAAUGGCUAAUUAUAUUUUUCCAGCUGAGGAUUUGUGGUUAAGAGAUACAUCUAUGACCAUGUGGAGUUCACUGUUCAAGAAAGGUAAUUUUGUUACAAGAAGAUUUGUUUUUAAUGCCUCUGCUAUAAACAACCUUAAAACUAUGUCAACUAGCUCACAUAUAAAACAUCCUACUAAAGUUGAGGUUGUCUCAUCUUUUAUAUGGAAAUGUUCAAUAGCUGCAUCCAAACAGAAAAAUUGUUUGAAUUCGCUAUUAACACACAUUGUGAACUUGAGAAAAAGAGCAGCACCAUCUUUGCCUGAAAACAUUCAUGGAAAUCUUCUUUGGCUAUCAAGUGCAAAGAAUACUGCUAAACAUGAAAUGGGGUUGCCUGAUUUGGUGAAUCAAGUACGAAAAUCUAUAUCGAGGAUCGAUGAUCAUUAUAUCAAAAGGCUGAGAAGUGAUGAAGGUUUUAAUUUGAUGAGAAAAUCUCUUUAG
Messenger RNA from Nicotiana attenuata, 999 nucleotides. RefSeq names its product vinorine synthase-like. NCBI's taxonomy places the organism in Eukaryota, Viridiplantae, Streptophyta, Magnoliopsida, Solanales, Solanaceae. The transcript has a single exon. Bases 1 to 999 code for a protein of 332 amino acids. The record is from RefSeq and is a predicted model, not a curated record.